AGGCAAGGGCAAGGGCAUUGGGGCUGGCCGAUUCGGUCGUUAGGUGGGUUGCUACUGCCAUCCCCAUUCCCGUCCGCGUUGAUGUAAAACAAGGGCGGGCGGACGGGGGCCGAGUCGUCAACGCUCAACUGCCAUCCCCAACCUCCUUCGUGGGUUUCCACCAUCGACAUCCCUUGGUUAACAACUCAAUUAUCCACCACCUCUAGGGACAACUCCGUCGCGACGCCAUAGCGCAACCAUGCCGCCGCAGACACAAAUACAGGCGAACGGACAGCCGGUGGUCCCUGUGGAUACCAUGGGCCUCCGCGCGGUCUUGGUCUUCGGCUCCAUCGCCGGUGUUGGCAAAACCAUAGUCACCACCGCCCUCUGUAUAGAGGUCGAAGGGAGGCGAGCACAACGAACGUGGUAUCUGCGACCGACCACUAUGAAUGGCGACGACACUGAUGCCAGGCAUGUCGAGGCGUUCUGUGACGCCGAGACCCAAAUUGUGCGGCAAUGUGGUGAAGAGAACCCGGACCUCGAUGAGCUUGAGUCAGCGCCGACUCGAUCGAACGGAAAUAGCCAUGCUCACACCGUCAGUGACGGGGAUGCGGUCGAUGAUAUCAUGCGCUUUAUUGGGCUCUGCGCCGGUGAAGCCAGAGAGAAUGGUGGUUGGGUGUUUAUCGAGCCCCCGGACGGCGUCAUGACCCCUUCCUUUACAGGCCUGCCCCACGCUGAGGAAUACCGACCGCUGGGGUUUCCAGUUGUGCUCGUCGGACCCAGUUAUCACGACGGCGUCUCGGCCACCAUUUCGGCCUUUGAGUCGCUCGAACUGAGGGGCUACAAUGUGAUGGCAUUGGUGGUGUUUCGAGAGGAGAGGUGGAAGAACUAUCGUUACCUGGAUCAGUAUUUUCGGCGCCGGCACCCGUCGGUUCGGAUACUCACGUUACCAGACGUACCGACUCAUAGGGCCGACGCUGGCGAGGCUUUUAAGGAAUACUACAACACUAUAUAUGACUGCAGCAUCCUCAGUCCUCUUAUUUCCUUGCUCGAUACCGCCUACCGAUGACGACCGUCCCGGGUAUCAGUCAGCCGCGAUCUGGGCAGCGCGCAAAACACCACACUACUACUUUGAACAAUGAAGCGGCAUAAGCGUAUCAAAGACUCGAGUGUCAGAUAGCCGAGACAGCAUGACUGAGACAAAUAAUUGGGUACGCCAUAAGAGGCAC
Chaetomium fimeti is the source of this 1208-nucleotide messenger RNA. Its product is annotated as AAA domain-containing protein. The record is from RefSeq and is a predicted model, not a curated record. Bases 239 to 1048 code for a protein of 269 amino acids. Gene Ontology annotation, cellular component: mitochondrion. The transcript is spliced from 3 exons. Gene Ontology annotation, molecular function: S-adenosyl-L-methionine:8-amino-7-oxononanoate transaminase activity; dethiobiotin synthase activity. NCBI's taxonomy places the organism in Eukaryota, Fungi, Ascomycota, Sordariomycetes, Sordariales, Chaetomiaceae. Gene Ontology annotation, biological process: biotin biosynthetic process.